Messenger RNA from Emericellopsis atlantica, 1614 nucleotides. Its product is annotated as alpha-glucosides permease MPH2/3. The transcript is spliced from 4 exons. NCBI's taxonomy places the organism in Eukaryota, Fungi, Ascomycota, Sordariomycetes, Hypocreales, Bionectriaceae. Gene Ontology annotation, biological process: carbohydrate transport; transmembrane transport. Gene Ontology annotation, cellular component: membrane. The coding region runs from base 1 to 1614 and encodes 537 amino acids. Gene Ontology annotation, molecular function: carbohydrate:proton symporter activity. The record is from RefSeq and is a predicted model, not a curated record.
AUGACUUCACACGACGACGGAAAGUCGCCCAGCGACCUCGCAGAGGUGGAGGCGCACCACUCUGCCAACCCCGACCUCGACGAGAAGGCGCGCAUCUCCAACUUCAAGGCCGAUGCCAUCGAUGCGGAGAAUGUCGAGCACAACAUGGGCGUGCUCCAGGCCGUCCGCGCCUACCCCAUGGCCAGCAUGUGGGCGUUCAUCAUGUCCUGCACCAUUAUCAUGGAGUCCUACUGUGUCUUCCUCAUGGGCAGCUUCAUUGCCCUGCCCGCCUUCGCCAACGACUACGGUAUCUGGAGUGAGGAGAAGCAGAAGCUGGUCAUUGCGCCCAGCUGGCAGUCUGCCCUCCAGGUGGCCGGUCCCAUCGGCGCCAUCAUCGGCGUCUGCAUCGCAGGCCCCAUCACCAGCCGCAUCGGAUACCGCUGGGCCACCAUCUUGGGCCUCAUGCUCCUCAACGCCUUCAUCUUCGUCUUCUACUUUGCCAAGUCGCUCCCCGUCAUGCUGGCCUCGCAGCUCCUCGAGGGUAUUCCUUGGGGCAUCUUCAUCGCCAACUCGCCCGCCUACUGCAGUGAGAUUGUGCCCCUCAAGCUGCGUGCCCCGGCCACGCAGAUGCUGCAGAUGUUCUGGGCCAUUGGCGCCAUCAUCGUCAACGGCGUCACCUACCACUACAACACCCGGCUCGACGAUGCUGCCUACAGGGUCCCCAUUGCCCUCCAGUGGAUGUUCCCCACCCCACUCGCCAUCCUCCUCUUCCUAGCCCCCGAGUCUCCCUGGUGGCUCGUCCGAAAGGGUCGCCUCGAGGAUGCCAAGAAGGCUGUCCGACGUCUCGGACGCAAGUCCGUGGUGCAGAACAUUGACGAGUCCGUUGCCAUGAUGCGUCGUACCAUUGAACUGGAGAAGACCGAGAAGGAGCCCAACCACCUGGAGCUGUUCCGUGGCACUGAUCUCUACCGUACCCUCAUUGUCUGCGGUGUGUACGCCGCCCAGAACCUGACGGGCAACCUGAUUGCCAACCAGGCCGUCUACUUCUUUGAACAGGCUGGCAUGAGUGUCAACACCGCCUUCGCCCUCGGUCUCAUCACCUCAGGCCUGCAGACCAUCUUUGUGAUGCUGUCCUGGAUCCUCACCACCUACCUCGGCCGACGCACCAUCUACGUCUGGGGCUCCGCCAUCAACACCGUACUGCUUAUCGCCCUGGGCAUCGCAGCCUCCUUUGGUGUGUCGACCUCGGCGUCUCUGGCCCAGGCUUCCCUCGGUCUCAUCGUCUCCGUCCUCUUCACCCUCGGACCCGCCCCUGCCUCCUGGGUCAUCAUCGGAGAGACAUCGGCCAUCCGUCUCAGGCCCUUGACGACUGGUAUCGGCCGUGGCUGCUACUAUCUCGUCAACAUUCCUUGCAUCUUCCUCUCGAGUUACAUGCUCAACCCCACGGGCGCAAACCUCGGCGGCAAGUGUGGCUACGUCUGGGGUGGCACCGGUUUCUUCUGCCUGGUCGUCGCUUUCUUCUACCUCCCCGAGAUGAAGGGCCGCUCGUACCGCGAGAUCGACAUCAUGUUCAAGCGCAAGAUCCCCGCGCGCAAGUGGAAGAAGACUGUCAUCGAUGUCAACGACGACGAGUAG